CCAAUCGAAAUUUACAAGAGAAUAACAAUUAAUUGGAAAAUAUGUGAAAUUAAAAAACAGAAAAGGGAAAUUUGCAAAUUGCAUACUCUCUGAAAGCAGGCGGUUUUGACCAAGUUUAGGCAAUCGGUGAAAAUGGAAACUGGCAACAUGAAUGCCCACUGCAUGGAGGAUAAAAAGUGUCGGAUUUGUGGACUAGCCGACAUCUGUAACAUCAAUAUCUUCACUUCGGCUAGUGGAAACGCACUACUAUGCAAAAUACUUGCGGUUUAUCCAAUUGUCAUGUAUCAGCACGAUCCGCUGCCCAAAAAUAUUUGUAAAAAAUGUAUUAACAACGUUAAUUUUAUGUAUGCCGACAUUCAGCGUGCGAUGAAAACUCAGGAGAAGUGGACUAAUAAUGUUCGUCGCGUGCAACCAAACCAUGGCUACGUGCGCAUAAUGGAUUUGAUAGAGAAUUCUAGUAACGCAACCCUAAAAUCAAUAAAAACAAAUUUUCUUGUGGAUAUACAACGAAUACCCGGUCAAAUGAUUCCCAAAGAGUCAUCUCAAAUAACUAAUACGUCAUUUGAAGUCCCUGAUACCGUUGUGAACAAUACUAGAGUAGAAGUAAAUGGGCCAGCUUUUCAACAAAUACAAAAAUCCCUGGGACUUCUUAACACCAAAUCAACAACAAGCUCACCACCGGAGAUAAAAGAGCUGAAAACAAUGUUAGCCCUCAAUGGUUGCACGUUGCGCCCUGUAAGUAAAUCUAAUGAUGCAUUCGAUUCAUCUAAAAGCAAAAUUGAUGCCAAACUCAGUGAUACAACAGUGAAAAAUAACGGUGUAGCUGGUAGUACCCAAGAUGAUAUCCCCCUGUCAUAUUGUUCGACUUCAACUGAAUCUUUGAAAAGCAUUAAAUGCCGCUACUGUGAGUUGAAGUUCGAAUCCCAGUCUUCCUUAGCCACACAUCAGAUGCAACAUAUGCGUCUUAGCAUUCCACGUCUAUGUGAUAAAAAAUAUUUACAGAAGAAAUUGCGAAAAGGUCGAGUUAUAACAGUACAAGAGCGAAAAUGUAUACGAUGUCUGAAUUGUUGGCAUCUUUUUGUAAGCAAUAAGUCGAUAUUGAGUCAUUGGUUGUGGGGAGAAUGUGACUUUUACUGUCAUAUUUGUGGCGAAGAAUUCCCAACAUCCCCAAAACUACUUCGCGAUCAUGUGCAAGCGGUGCACGGCAUUAACUACCGUUCCUCAAAAAUAAGACAGACAACGCUAUCGACGCACAAAACUGCAUGUAAGGAAGAGCCGCCACCGCAAGAAGAUAAGUUAAAUCACUAUAUAACCACAAAGACUAAAUGCAGCAUAAAGCAAGAACAGAGUUCCGCAAUCAAUAAAGCAGCAACCACAAGUAACCCAAGAUACACAACGCAAAAGAAGUCAGAACGAAAACAUCCUUUGGAUCCUUUCAGCAGUGCCACAUGCAACAUUUGUCAUAGAACAUUCAAUAAUUUUAAAGCAUGUAAUUCACAUAUGCGUAAGCAUAAGCCUUCAUAUAUAUAUGGCGAUAUUGUGUUGUCACCACAUGCAUUUGGCGAUGGUUAUAAUAAUAUCGAUCCGCAAAUCCAAGAAGGGCAAAUAAGCAAGACCGUGCACAAUAUAAAUGCCGUACGCAGUUCCUGGCCAACUGUCCGUGAGCGUAGAGUAGACAAUACGAACUCGGCAGCAAAUUUCAUCACACGCCAAGUCAAUAUGAAGACUAGUACAGGUAUAAGAAUUCGAUCUAUCACAGAAAUGCAAAAAAACACAAAACCGCAUAGAACGGUGCAUCCUAAUGUCAUUACUGCAGAAGCCACAAGUAGCCUGAGCUGUUGGCUUGCAGCGUCACAUGCUGCAACAUUACACACAGCCAACGAUCAGAUAUUUGAAAAUAAAGUGAAAGAGGAGCCGAGAGAUUUUGAUGGUACUUAGUAUGUAAGCAACGCACAUUAGAAAUCUCACAGGCUUCCACUCAAUAAUAGAAUAAGUUCCGAUUUGAACUCUUUCUUGAUAUUUCAAAGAACAGCCGAUCUGAGAUAAACCAUAAAUAAUUUUGUGUCUAUUUACCAAGCGUCUUUGCUUCAUCUGGAUUUUAUACAAAGCGGUUAGUUUACAAAAAUAAUCGAUAGCCUUUUUUAAGCAAGUUUUUAAUAAACUGGAGCCACGGAAAUAACAUACAAUUUUAAUUAUAUCUUAAUUUCCCCAAAAAUGUAUUACUUAAAAAUUAUUAAGAAGUUCCUUGCAUUCUAAGC
Molecule: messenger RNA, 2258 nt
Organism: Anastrepha obliqua
Lineage: Eukaryota; Metazoa; Arthropoda; Insecta; Diptera; Tephritidae
Exons: 4
Coding region: 133-1938 (601 amino acids)
Biological process (GO): regulation of DNA-templated transcription
Cellular component (GO): nucleus
Molecular function (GO): DNA-binding transcription factor activity, RNA polymerase II-specific; RNA polymerase II cis-regulatory region sequence-specific DNA binding; zinc ion binding
Source: RefSeq, a predicted model, not a curated record